CGGGCGAAAGCUGAAUCCAGAUCAUCCAUCCUGAUUCUGCUGGACCUUUCUGCAGCCUUUGACACAGUCAACCAUCAGAUCUUACUCUCUACCCUCUCCUCGCUGGGCAUCACAGGAACUGUGCUUGACUGGUUUAAUUCCUAUCUCUCAGCCCAACGACACCACAGUGACUGCUCGAAUUUCUGCCUGCCUGGUGGACAUCUCGGCCUGGAUGAAGGAGCACCACCUGCAACUCAACCCAGCCAAGACUGAACUCCUUGUCUUUCCAGCCAACCCUGCUGUUGAACACGACAUCACCGUGCAGCUGGCUGCAACUACAGUAACACCUUCCAAAUCAAUCAGAAAUCUAGGGGUAACCAUCGACAACAGACUAAAUUUCACAGACCACAUCUCAAAGACCACAAGAUCAUGUAGAUUUACACUCUACAAUAUCAGGAAGAUAAGACCCUUCCUCUCUGAACAUGCCACACAACUGUUUGUCCAGUCACUUGUCAUAACUAGACUGGACUACUGUAACGCUCUCAUUGCAGGCCUCCCUGCAUGUGCAAUUAUACCCCUGCAAAUGAUCCAGAAUGCAGCAGCAUGUCUGGUCUUUAAUGAACCAAAGAGAGCACAUGUUCCACCACUCCAUGUCUCUCUCCACUGGCUGCCGGUCGAUGCACGUAUCAAAUUCAAGGCUCUGAUGCUGGCAUACAGAACAGUCACUGGGUCUGCUCCAGCAUACCUAAAAUCAUUUAUGCAGAGCUACGUGCCCACUAGAAGCCUGCGGUCGGCUAAGGAACAUCGCCUUGUUGUACCAACACAAAGAGGCACCAAAACACUUUCCCGGACUUUCAGGUUCAUCGUACCAUGUUGGUGGAACAACCUUCCCAACUCCAUCCGUGAAGCUGACUCACUCUCUGUCUUCAAAAAAUGACUAAAAACACAUCUUUUCCAUGAGCACUUAACCAGUCAUUGAAAAAAAAAUUAAAAAAAAUCCUGUUGCACUUUAUUCUGUUUUGAAUACUAUUAUGAUGCUAGCGAUACUUUGUAAUACAGCACUUUUUCAUACCACUGUCUCCUAAGAUGAUUCGCUUAUAUUUUCCUCUUUUGUAAGUCGCUUUGAAUAAAAGCAUCUGCCAAAUGAAUAAAUGUAAAUGUAAAUGUGUACACUACUUGUCUAUUUGUGUGGCUUUUACUCUAUGUGGAAAACAAAUGCAGGGGUUGCGGGAGCGGUCGGAAAGAAAAUCAAUGCGGGCAGA
Myxocyprinus asiaticus (Chinese sucker) is the source of this 1241-nucleotide messenger RNA. RefSeq lists its product as uncharacterized. NCBI's taxonomy places the organism in Eukaryota, Metazoa, Chordata, Actinopteri, Cypriniformes, Catostomidae. The transcript is spliced from 2 exons. The coding region runs from base 212 to 916 and encodes 234 amino acids. The record is from RefSeq and is a predicted model, not a curated record.